Molecule: messenger RNA, 2392 nt
Organism: Sardina pilchardus (European sardine)
Lineage: Eukaryota; Metazoa; Chordata; Actinopteri; Clupeiformes; Clupeidae
Gene: gmppaa
Product: GDP-mannose pyrophosphorylase Aa
Exons: 13
Coding region: 287-1570 (427 amino acids)
Biological process (GO): biosynthetic process
Cellular component (GO): cytoplasm
Molecular function (GO): transferase activity
Source: RefSeq, a predicted model, not a curated record
UCUGGCUGACGGGGCUGGCUUGCGUUGUUGUGUGCGGAUGCAAUUCUCUGGCAGCCUUUCGCCAUUCUGAAAACUGUUUUACGUUAGUAAAGUGUUGUCAUUUAGUUGGCCUGCGAUAUAACGUUAACUCGGAGGCAAUUUCAGUGGGUGAUGUUAGUAACGCCGACAGUAACUCAUUAAAACAGUCGGACAUCUGUAAAUAUUGGCAUAGCUUCUAGCUAGCCACUGAUCCACCUCGCUAACACCAAUACAGUUAGGAUAGCUAACGUUAGCUUGGCUAGUCAACAUGUUGAAAACGGUCAUACUUAUCGGAGGUCCGCAGAAAGGAACCCGGUUUCGACCGCUGUCGUUUGAAGUCCCGAAACCAUUGUUUCCAGUGGCAGGCGUGCCAAUGUUGCAGCAUCACAUAGAGGCGUGUGCAAAGAUACCAAACAUGAAAGAGAUCCUGCUUAUUGGAUUUUACCAGCCAAACGAGGAGCUCAAUCGAUUCCUGAUGUGUGCUCAACAAGACUUUAAAGUUUCCAUCAGGUAUUUGCAAGAGUAUGCAGCUCUGGGGACAGGUGGAGGCAUCUAUCACUUCAGAGAUCAGAUCCUGUCUGGAGCUCCAGAGGCUUUCUUUGUCAUGAAUGCUGAUGUGUGUUCAGAGUUUCCACUCCCUGAGAUGCUGGCGUUUCAGAAGGAGCAUGGAGAUGCAUACAGCUUCGUCAUUCUCGGGACUACUGCCAACAGAAAACAGUCCAUGAACUAUGGAUGCAUUGUGGAAAACCAGCAAACAAAUGAGGUUUUGCAUUAUGUGGAGAAGCCCAGCACGUUUGUCAGUGAUAUCAUAAACUGUGGGCUGUAUCUGUUCACGCCAGACAUAUUCCAGCACAUCGGAGCCGUCUUCCAGAAGAACCAGCAGGACAUGCUUCUAUAUGCCGAUGAGGGGGACGAGCAGUCGAACGGCUGGCAUCGGGCCGAGGUGAUCCGUCUGGAGCAGGACAUCUUCACGGCGCUGGCAGGCCAGGGCAAACUCUACGUCUACAAGACCCACCGCUUCUGGAGCCAGAUCAAAUCAGCUGGUUCUGCAAUAUAUGCCAGUCGACUGUAUCUUAACCAGUACCAUCAAACGCAUCCAGAGAGGCUGGCCGCAAAUAAAGAUGGAGGGCCCAAGAUAAGUGGAAAUGUUUACAUUCAUCCGACAGCUAAUAUUGAUCCGACAGCAGUGCUUGGACCUAACGUAUCCAUAGGGACCGAUGUGACCAUAGGAGCAGGAGUACGCGUGAGAGAAUCCAUCAUCCUCCAUGGGGCCACAUUACAGGACCACAGCUGUGUGCUGAACAGCAUUGUAGGAUGGGAUAGUACUGUAGGGAAGUGGUCAAGGGUGGAGGGCACGCCCAGCGACCCCAACCCAAAUGACCCCUAUGCUAAAAUAGACAGUGAGACUCUCUUCAGGGAGGGGAAACUCACUCCAUCAAUAACCAUUCUGGGUUGCAAUGUGAAUAUCCCAUCUGAAGUAAUCAUACUGAAUUCUAUCGUCCUUCCUCAUAAAGACCUGAAUAGGAGCUUCAAAAAUCAAAUCAUUCUUUAGUGGACUUUUUUCAGUUUUAUGGAAUAUGUGAUCACUAUUGGCUUAUUAUUUUGUUGAAGUUACAGGGAUUAGUACAUCAGAAUGCGAUGUGACAAGCAGAAUGUGAUACAUAAUGCACAGUUUCUAGUAGGCAUUGAAGUUGCACUCAAAGUUUACCUCAUGCAAGUGAAGGCACUUGAAAGGUGCAAUAAUGUUUGUGUAGAUGGAGAGGAAUCGGGCAACUCAGAAAAUGAAUGUGACUGUUCUGUACUGGCAUGCGGGAUUGGAACCUUUUUACACGAUUGUUUAAUUAUAAACACACUUCGGUUAGUAGUGUAAAACAAAUGUUGAAACCACUGUUGGGGAGACACAGCAUAAUGUUGGGGAAAUUGUCAUUCAGUCAGUUUAUCAAGUUCUUAUCACUCUGGCAGUGUUACAUCGUCGCAAUGAUGAAUCUGUUGAACUUCAUCAAAUGUCAUUGUGUCAUUAUGUUGAAAGGCUAAUGGAGGCCUUCAUGAAAACUUGAACUUUUUUUGACCUGCAGUGUAAAAUAAACCAAGCUACUACCUGAGUGCCAAGAGACUUUAGAAUGCAGGGGGGAAAUGCAAUUGACAAUGUUAAAUUGUAAUCAUUUGUGCAUAUUCACACACCCACACAAACUUUUUCUUUUGGAUAUUGGAAGUAUUGGAAUCACAAUUUGUUAUGUCAUUGAAGGCCUUGAUUGGUGGUUUUAUUGCCACAAUAAUCACACACAUUAAUCAGAAAAGCAAUCAACAUAUUGUAUUACCCUUUCUGUACUGAGCCGGCUGAUUUAGAUUGUAGAUAAAUCCAUCAACAUCCAUU